Molecule: messenger RNA, 6386 nt
Organism: Saccostrea echinata
Lineage: Eukaryota; Metazoa; Mollusca; Bivalvia; Ostreida; Ostreidae
Product: microtubule-associated protein futsch-like
Exons: 3
Coding region: 186-5366 (1726 amino acids)
Source: RefSeq, a predicted model, not a curated record
GGGUGCCACCGAUUGUACCGAAAAUAGCCAAUAUUUUCCCAGAUAACACUACACAGUCAAAAAUGAUUGUUGUUAAAGACAGAAUGUAUUGAAAAUUGUGAAAAAGAAUCACCUUCUUGCCAUCCAAGUUGUGAACACUACACAGUUGUUUUGAUUGCUGUACAAUUUAGGGAAUCAAAUUCAAAAUGGCUACCUCGGAUGAUGAAGAUAGUGUCUCCAACAUUGACUUCUCGGUGAUAAGUUCUUCCAUUGAUCUUGGCAGACCAAUGCUGGACCAGGUGGUAAAUGGUAUUCAUUAUGGCUCUCCUGAAAUCAGAAAUCUACUGCGCAAUGAAUGUGAUCUAAUAAUAGAGUGCAAGAUAUGCAGAAAUUUCUUUAGAUCUUUCCCAAACUUUGUUGCCCACAAGCGAGUGUACUGUUUAGAAAUGAAUGCUGAUAAACUCUACAAUAAUAGACAUGAGGCCAUGGUGAACAAUUCCCAGACAUCUGAAACUGUGGUUGUGGAACCAUCUGCACCAGAAGAUUCUUCACCAAUAGAAUCAAGUCAACAGGCCACAACGGUAGAAAAAUUAAUGAAUGGAAGUUUUCAAAGCACUUCAUCUGCCUUCAGACUAUACACAGAUGUGGCAGAGGAAAUGGAGAGGCAGAAAGCUAAUGCAAAGAAUACUGUUGUUAAAAUGACGCCAAUAGCAUCUAAUUCAAAUGCUGUGGUUGUAACUGUAACACAGGAGAAGAACAAAGAAAGCUGUGAGUGUGAUAUGACUGAAGAUGAAGGUGUCAGUGCACCAAGCUUGCUGCGGAACAUCUUAGAGAGGCCACUCCCUGUGUCUAAAGAGACCCAGAUUAAAGGUAAAUCUCCAGAAGAGAAAAAUGAAAAUUCAUUAUCUGUAGAAGACAAGAAAAGGGAAGGUAGCAAGCGAAAUGAAACCAGAAAACCAAUGGAGGAUUUGCGUCCUGUCCAGAGCAAUCUUGGUAGUGCAAAUAGGUCAUUUCUUAGUGAACUCAGCAAAAAGGGGUUGUGCCAUAUUAAAACUCUGGAAUGCUUAGUAUGCAAUAAGCAAAUGAGCUCCAAGAAAACAUUGUGGAACCAUAUGAAAUUUUUUCACUUGGGAGAAAAAACAGUAUAUCCUUGUCUUUUCUGUGACAAGACAUUUGGAAGAUUUUAUAAUAUAUCAAAGCACAUUAUGUCCUGCCAUGAUAAAUCACACAAAGACAUAGAAAAACUGAAGAGCAAAAUAAAAUCAUUGAGCUACAAAAUAGAUGAUAGUGGUGAGGAAUUGAGUCCAUCCAGUCAAAAAGAUACUGAAGUGCCAGAGGCAAGCAAAUCUGAAGGUCAAACAGUAGGAGGAAUUAAAAUCAUCAACUGUGAAGGUUGUAAGAAGGCAUUUUGGAAAAAAGAAACUUAUGCAUCUCACACAAAGCAAUGUAAAGCCUUAAACCCAUGUGAUAAAGUUAAGGAAAGUGUGACACCUCCAACAAAAGAGCGUAUAGGGAAGAACACUAACCAACAGGAUGACAAGACACAAUGUGAAAAGGUAUCAAGAACCAGUAGAAACACUUCACCAGAUAAGAUGAGUGUCAGUUCAGAGAGUUCUCCUGAACAGUCAUCUAACAGUGCAGAAAACCAGUCCAAGAAGGUCAUUCAGACACGACACACAACUGUUUCAAAUCAAGAGUCGUACAUGAAAACAAGAUUCCUUGACAAAAGAAGAGCUGUUUUGUAUGAAAGUCCUAAAAAAUCCAGUGCUUCUAUUACUAGUUCUGACUCUAGUCCAAAGCUUUCUCCAAAGAAAGGAUUUUCUCCUAGAAAGUUGAGCAAUAGUUCAAAUGGAUCAGACAGUCCCCUUAAUACAUCAGCAAAAUCAUCACCCAAGAAGACUAUGUCUAGUAAUAAUAAUGAUGAGAUAAUUCCAAAGGAAACAGAUGCCGAAUCUCCAAUAAAAACACCAGUAGAACGCAAUUUGGUCUCCGUCUUUGAAAAAGUAGGAACAAGGUCAAAAUCAAGAGGAAAAGAAGAGAAAGAAAGUAAAGCAUCCAUAUUGGAGUCAAAUAAUGAGAUUGCUCAUCCAAUUAAAUCUCAAGAUUUAUCUCCCCUAAGUGGAAAUGUCAUGCAGACAAGACAACGGAAAUCUAGAGAAGACAAAAGUAAAGAGCAAGAUGCCAAAGACAAAUGUAGGGAAACAAGCAAUGAUUCCAAUUCUAAUAAAAACAUUGACCAAAAGACAACGAAACAGAAAACUCCAUCCACAAGUAGCAACACAUCAAGGGAGUCUAGUCAAGAUCGUUUUAUUCACACAAGAAAGUCCAAGCAAUUGAUGGAAGCCAAAAAGGAACAAACAUCAAAGAAAGGUGAAGAAAAAGUACCCACUAGAGCAACACAGAAGGACACUCCCAAGAUGAAGAACAUGGAGGAAAAGAAUGAGAUAAUAGAAGAAGAAAUUCCUCAGUCAGAAAAGGUGGUUUAUACAAACUUGAAAAACGUAAGUCCAGAAGAGGAAAAAAUAAUGAAAAUGAGACAAAAGAUGCAGAGUCCUAAUAAGCACAUUUUUGCUAUUCAAGGUAAAGUUUCUGAGGAAAACAAAGAUAAUGAAAAAGAGGAAGAAACUACAACACAAUCUGAGGACUUAGAGGAGGUUCCUAAAGAUACGGAGAAGGAAGAGGUUUCCAGAAGUAGAAGGAAACAGGUUAUUUCUGUUCGUCAGUUUGAUGAGGUUGAUGGUGGAAAAGGAACACCUGUAUCAAAGCAUAAUACAAGGAGAUCUGUAGCCCAGAAAUCUACAUCCAGCACUCCUAACACAAGAAGUAGUAGCAUGGAUAAGAAAGAUAAUUCAGGCAAAAAGAAUCCAAAACCAAAACAAGAGAUAGCAGAAACAGCAAAGCAGAAGAUAGAUGAGAUAACUGGAGAUGAUCCUAAAGAAAAAGACAAAUAUGAUGGAGAGAAAAGGCAAAGACUCCGCAGUAAGGCAGACUGGAAUUCUGUGUCUGAUAAAGGUGAUAUCAAACAAAAAACACCAAAACAAGAUGAAGUGAAGGACAUAGAAACAGCAAAGGAUACUAGAUGCACAAUACAAACAAGAGGGAAAUCAACUCAUGCGCAUGAAGACAAACCAGAGAGUGUUAGUGGCACAAAUAUUGUUUACACUGCAAUUCAACCUAAGGCUCAAAGUAAGAUCUGGAAGAGUCCAAACGCUAAUGUAGUUAAGAUUCAGGAGAUCUGGGUGAAGAAAAAGCCAGGACAACCUACCGAAGAAGUGAAACAUAGUACAAUUACAGUGAGGAAAACUUCAACAGCUCAGAGGCGAUUAUGUGAGAAAUACAGACAUCCUAAGCGUGUUUAUGUGAUGAAAUCCAAAAAGUCAACCAAGCCUGUGUGUUUAGACAUGAAUAACAUUGAGUCAUUGCUUGACAGAGAAAAAAAGCAGUGCAAAGAAUGUGGAAUUCAAUUGAAGUCCAUGUCAAAUCUGAGAAGACAUAUAGUCCGUCAUCUUGGAUGGAAAAGAUAUAAAUGCAAAUUGUGCCCAUUUUCUAGUUUCAACAGAUCAGAAUGUAAUUCCCAUUUGCAAAGGAUACACAAAGAAAAGAUUGCAGGGAAGGAUAUCAACAAUCUUAUAAAAGAUCUGAAAAAAGAGGGGUCUGAAAAAAGACUUCAGAAGAAACAGCAGACUUUGAGAACAAAGCAGAGACUUGAGUCUGAAAUGGCAGCUUCAAAUUCAUAUAAGAAGGAGACGAAGAUUUCAAAAUUAAAAAUAUCUCCACAUAAAAAUGUGUCUCUUAAUCAGCCUGUGAAGUCCAUAAUCACAACCAGACGACGGUCACUGAUUCAGAGUGGUCAAGCAACAAAAUCUCCUGCUGAGACUCAGAAAUUGCCAGAGACAUCUAAAAGGAUGGAAACUGUAUCAGUUACCAAAGCCAAAAGUGAAGCAGAAACAACUUCAGAUGCUAAGCAGAAAAAUGAAGAAAACAAAAUAUGUCCUAAAAUAGAUGUGAAAGCCAGGAAGUGCAUAGAAUGCAGCAUAACAUUUGCAAAUGAUUAUAAUCUGUUUCGGCAUGUUCGGAACAUUCACAAGUUUGAUACAUCACAGCUAAAGAAAUCCAAGAAUGAUGCUGUAUCUAGUGUAAGUCCAACUUCCCUAACUAGUUCAGCAAACAACAAGAAAAUUUCCAAAGAUUCAAACAUGCAAGAUGACACUGCAUCUAUAAAAAGUGCUAGUUCAGAAAAAUCAGCACGGAAGAGGAAACGCCAGGACAGUGGGACCUCAUCAGAAAACAAGCUUAAGAAGACAGACAGUACCAAAUCUGCUCCUGAAGGGAGGAAAAGAUCUGCUAGUUUAGAUGGGUCAUACAAUGAAAAUGACAGCUCUAGUAUAAAUCAUGAUUUAUAUGAUAAUUUGUGCAGUGUGUCUGAUAAUGAAAAUGAUUUCAAUGACAGGAUAGGGUCUCCUACAAGGUCAGAAGAAGGAAUGAUUCGGUUAGAGCCUAGAGUGCAAACUAUGUUUGCAGCUUUAGAGGAAGCCAGAGCCACAGUGAGACAAAGAGGAAAGAAGCUGGGAAUAAGAAGGUUAAGUUCUCCUGUGAAAAAAGUAACUCCUUCACCUACUGACAAAAAAGUUACCCCUGUACGUAGUUCAGCAAGAAUAAAACAGGAAUCCAAAACACCUUCAACGAAAGAUGGACCAAGAGAAGGAGCAACGACAUCAUCAUCAUUAGAACAAGACAUAGAAGCUCAAUCUGAUUCAGUAUUGGCAAAAAGCAUGGAAACAGAAUCUGAAUUGGUAUCAUCAGAAGAGAUGGAAGUAAACUCUGAGUCUGUGUCAACACAGGACUUAAAAUCAAAUACAGAAGAAACAGAACAAACAGUGUGUGGUAUGAUUGGAAUUGAAAUGACAGAAAAGUCAGAGAUGAACUGUAGUUCUACAGAGGCCCUUGACCAAACAGAGAAGAGCAGUGAUAGUGAUAAAGUCAGUGCAGAGGAACAUGAAAAAGAUGUAGAGAAAUUAGCCUUGAAACAACCUGAAAACAAGUCAGUGGUAGCUGAAGACGAAAAAGAUAAAUCUGGUGAACAAUUACCCACUGAAACUUGUGAAAAAGUGCCUGAUCAUGCUGUUAACUAUGAAAGAGAUGAAAUGCAAAAGAUAGUGGAGCCAAAUAAAACUGAUGACAAAGAGAUAGUGGAUGAUAAAGACGAGAAGACUGUUAACAUGGAGAAUGAAGCUGACAACUCUCAACCAUCAGAGGUGGAAAAGAAAGAUGUGAAUCCAAAUGAUAAAGAGGCUGAGACAUCAGACACUGAAAAAAUGGAAUCCUUGAUUUGUGAAGACAGUGGUGUUGAAACCAUUGUAGAUGCCAAUUUGAAUGAAGGAAAAUAAAUUAAAAUUUCAAAGAAUUGAAUUUUGUUCAUUUUAGCAGUUUUAUGAUUGAAUCGUUCAAUGUCUAUCAUACAGAUAUGUUCACUUUUGACAGUUGAUAUUGAGUCAUUUUUUCAAGUGGAACUGAAACUUCUCAAAAGUUCUGCAUUACAGUAUCAUGUUUAAAUUGAAAAGUACUAUUUCUAUGAAAUGUUAAAUGAUGUUAUCAGUUGUUAAUCAAUGUAACAUUUAAACAUAUAUAUAUACCUUUACCCGGUGUAUUCUCAGUUACAUAUGUAUGUGAUGCAUUAAUAUUUUUAAGUAGAAAAGUGAAAAGGUAUUAAAACUGCACAUUAAAUUUGGUUGUAUUUUUUACUGCAUCUGAAGUUUUUUUUAUACAUACAUGUAUUUCACUGUAUUGUUGAAAUAUGAUUUGAGAUACAGUACAUUUAGAUGCCAUUGAGAGCUAGUGCAAUAUUUUUUAUUGUGUUGCAUGUGCUAAUGUAUUUUUUUUUAAAUGUUUCAGUGUCUAUUGUUUUCAGGUAAUUUGCUUGUUAAAUUCAAUAUUUUGGAUAAGAAUCCAAAUAUUGGAACAUUGUCAUGUACUGUUAAAGGGAAAGAUGGUCAAUUAGAAAUGUAUUGGAUAAAUUUGCUUUUAUCUUAAAUGUUGAAUCCACAUAUUGUUAGUACAUUUGUGUGUGCCUUGAUCAAUGUUGACCAGUUGCUGAUUGAGUUGAGCUAUGUAAUCUUAGAUUAUACCAUGUUAACUUUCUAGUUGAAGUUCAAAAGAAAAGAUUUUUAGCAUCAAUUGAAUAAUAAACCAUUCCGUCAGAGAUUGCAUUUUAUAAUGGUAGUCAUCUGUGUGAAAAAAGCUUAUGCUUAGAAGAAUCUUGCUUCUAUCAAUUUCCUUUGGUUUUUUGACAAACUUAAGGAGAAUUCUCUAGUCAAAUUAUUGCUAGAUAUACUUUGUAUGUACAUUGUUGAAAAGCCAUAUAUAUUUUUUUGGAACAUGCAUGUAAUCCUCUUAAGAAAUAAAUUUUU